GUCACAUUCUAUGCUAAAACAAAAACAUAAAGUUGUUACCGUUAUUAUUAUCCAGCAAAGCAAAUUCCCACUAUAUAACAAGGACUAAGAAUAUUUCACAUAACACAGUUAGAGAAAAAAAAAUGGAGAGGCAAGAAGAUGUUAAGAUUGGAGCAAACAAAUUCUCAGAAAAGAAUGCAUUAGGCACAGGAGCUCAGAGUGAUAGUAAGGACUACAAGGAAGCACCAGCAGCACCAUUGUUUGAGCCAGGGGAGUUGAAGUCAUGGUCUUUUUACAGAGCUGGAAUUGCUGAAUUUGUUGCAACUUUUUUAUUUCUUUACAUCACUGUCUUAACUGUCAUGGGUGUGAAUAGAUCAUCCUCUAAGUGUGCCUCUGUUGGUAUUCAAGGAAUUGCUUGGGCUUUUGGUGGUAUGAUAUUUGCACUUGUCUACUGCACUGCUGGAAUUUCAGGUGGACACAUAAAUCCAGCUGUGACAUUUGGUUUGUUUUUGGCUAGGAAACUGUCCUUGACAAGAGCAGUAUUCUACAUAAUAAUGCAGUGUCUUGGAGCUAUCUGUGGUGCUGGUGUGGUGAAGGGUUUUGAGGGUAAUGCUCGUUAUGAGUUGUUCAAAGGUGGAGCGAAUGUUGUGAAUCCUGGUUACACCAAGGGGGAUGGUCUUGGAGCUGAGAUUGUUGGUACUUUUGUUCUUGUUUACACUGUUUUCUCUGCCACUGAUGCCAAGAGAAAUGCUAGGGAUUCUCAUGUUCCGAUUUUGGCACCUCUUCCAAUUGGGUUUGCUGUGUUUUUGGUUCACUUGGCUACUAUUCCUAUAACUGGAACUGGUAUUAACCCUGCUAGGAGUCUUGGUGCUGCCAUAAUAUACAACAGAGACCAUGCUUGGGACGACCACUGGAUAUUCUGGGUUGGACCUUUUAUUGGAGCUGCCCUUGCUGCACUAUAUCACCAGAUCGUGAUUCGAGCAAUUCCUUUCAAGACAAGGGGCUAAUGAAUCCAUCAUCAUCAUUGACAUGUCUUGUUGUUUUGAAUUAUCUAUUCGGUGUAUUCAUUCUUGUUUAUUUUUUUAUCUAUGUGUAAAUUAUGAGCUCGUGUUGUAUGGACUGUGGAGUGGAGAUUCUUUCACGUUGUUAUAA
Lathyrus oleraceus (garden pea) is the source of this 1131-nucleotide messenger RNA. Its product is annotated as probable aquaporin PIP1-2. Bases 123 to 986 code for a protein of 287 amino acids. Gene Ontology annotation, biological process: transmembrane transport. Gene Ontology annotation, molecular function: channel activity. NCBI's taxonomy places the organism in Eukaryota, Viridiplantae, Streptophyta, Magnoliopsida, Fabales, Fabaceae. Gene Ontology annotation, cellular component: membrane. The record is from RefSeq and is a predicted model, not a curated record. The transcript has 4 exons.